Messenger RNA from Anas platyrhynchos (mallard), 4005 nucleotides. Lineage: Eukaryota; Metazoa; Chordata; Aves; Anseriformes; Anatidae. The record is from RefSeq and is a predicted model, not a curated record.
UCCGUGUCUAGCUUUAUGAAGUUCCACCCCUUAAAUUGCAAAUUUGGCCUUAUCUUCAAAGAAGCCCUCUGGUGCCAAGCUUUUAAAGGAAGCCGCUGCCGCACCUCCACCACAUCCCUUGAAGCAGCUUAUGGGACCCUUCCCUGGGCGCCUCUGCCCCAGGAGACACCGCAUGGGAUGGCAAUGACACGUGGAAAGAAGAGACCCAUGUCCCCUGUCCCUUGCCUCCUCCUCGCAGCUGCUAGCUGCUUUGCCCAACUGAGUGAAUCUCUGCAGGUCACCGUGCAGCCCGCCUCCAUUGUCCAAAAAUUCGGGGGCCCGGUCAGCCUGGGGUGUGUGGUGGACCCCCCUGGCGUGAACCUCACCUGGAGACUGAACGGGAAGGAGCUGGCCGGGUCGGACGAGGCGCUGGGUGUCCAGGUCGAGCGAGGGAAGCUCGUCGUGGCAGCCCUCAACAACCACACCGUGGGGCGGUACCAAUGCAUCGCUCGUGUGCCUGAGGGAGUCAUCGCCAGCGUCCCUGCAGUGGUCACGCUAGCUAAUCUCAAGGACUUCAAGUUUGACGGCCAGCACGUGAUUGAGGUGGACGAGGGCAACACGGCCGUCAUCGCCUGCGACCUGCCCGAGAGCCACCCCAAGGCCCAGGUGCGCUACAGCGUGAAGCACGAGUGGCUGGAGGCCUCCCGAGACAAUUACCUUAUCAUGCCAUCCGGGAACCUGCAGAUUGUCAACGCCAGCCAGGAGGAUGAGGGGACCUACAAAUGUGCUGCCUACAACCCCGUGACGCAGGAGGUGAAAACCUCCGUGUCCAGCGAGAGGCUCCGCGUGAGACGCUCCACGGCGGAGGCAGCUCGGAUCAUCUACCCCCCCGAGGCUCAGACCAUCAUCGUCACCAAAGGCCAAAGCCUCAUCCUGGAGUGCGUGGCCAGCGGGAUCCCCCCGCCGCGGGUCACCUGGGCCAAGGACGGCUCCAGCGUCUCAGCGUUCAACAAGACGCGCUUCCUGCUCAGCAACCUCCUCAUCGACCCCACCAGCGAGGAGGACUCGGGGACCUACAGCUGCACGGCGGACAAUGGGGUCGGCGAGGCCGGAGCCGCAUUCAUCUUCUACAACGUGCAGGUGUUCGAGCCUCCGGAGGUCACGAUGGAGCUGUCCCAGCAGAUCAUCCCCUGGGGCCAGAGCGCCAAGUUCACCUGCGAGGUGCGGGGAAACCCCCAGCCCUCCGUCGUGUGGCUGCGCAACGCCGUGCCCCUCUCCGCCAGCCACCGGCUCCGGCUCUCCCGCCGGGCGCUGCGCCUGGUCAGCGUGGGGCCCGAGGACGACGGCAUCUACCAGUGCAUGGCAGAGAACGAGGUCGGCAGCGCGCAGGCCAUGGUGCAGCUGAGGACAGCCCGGCCAGGAGCUACCCUCAACCCUGGGCGAGACGCCCGGCCAGGCUCAGCUCAGCCACCCACGCCGCCUUCCCGGGAGGGUGCCUUAAAGCUGCCCCUGGAUAAAGCUGGGCUGCCGAAGCCUGGGAGCACCCCGCUGGCAGCGGCUGCACAGUGCGCAGCCAGCAGGGAGCUGGUGUCUCCAGCCGAAGCCCCCGUCAUCCUCAGCUCUCCCCGCACGUCGAAGACAGACAGCUACGACCUGGUGUGGAGACCCCGGCCGGACAGCAGAGCCCCCAUCCUCUACUAUGUGGUGAAGCACCGCAAGGUCACCAACGCCUCGGACAGCUGGGCAGUGAGGGACGUCCCGGCCUCGCAGCACCGCCUGACGCUCACCAGGCUGGACCCCGGGAGCCUCUACGAGGUGGAGAUGGCCGCCCACAACUGUGCCGGCGAGGGACAGACGGCCAUGGUGACCUUCCGGACUGGUAAAGGCCGGCGUCCAAAACCAGAGAUCGUUGCCAGCAAAGAGCAGCAAAUCCAGAGGGAUGACCCUGGCACCAGCACCCAGAGCAGUAACCAGUCCGACAACAGCCGCCUGUCCCCCCCAGAGGCCCCGGAUCGUCCAACCAUCUCCAUGGCAUCGGAGACAUCCGUGUACGUGACCUGGAUCCCGCGGGGGAACGGUGGGUUUCCCAUCCAGUCUUUCCGCGUGGAGUACAAGAAGCUGAAGAAGCUGGGAGACUGGGUCCUGGCCACCAGCGACAUUCCUCCCUCCCGCCUCUCCGUGGAAAUCCCCGGCCUGGAGAAAGGCACUUCCUAUAAGUUCCGUGUCCGAGCACUGAACAUCCUGGGGGAGAGUGAGCCCAGUGCUGCGUCCCGGCCGUACGUGGUGUCUGGGUACAGCAACCGCGUCUACGAGCGCCCCGUGGCCGGGCCGUACAUCACCUUCACAGAUGCCAUCAACGAGACCACCAUCAUGCUCAAGUGGAUGUACAUCCCUGCCAGCAACAACAACACGCCCAUCCAUGGCUUUUACAUCUACUACCGCCCCACCGACAGUGACAACGACAGCGACUACAAGAAGGACGUGGUGGAAGGAGACCGCUACUGGCACUCCAUCAGCCACCUGCAGCCAGAAACCUCGUACGACAUCAAGAUGCAGUGCUUCAACGAGGGCGGCGAAAGCGAGUUCAGCAACGUGAUGAUCUGUGAAACCAAAGCUCGGAAGUCUCUUGGUCUGCCGGGUCGUCUUCCACCCUCAACAGUGGCCCCCCAGCAGCAUCCCCCGCUCAGCGGUGGGCACAGCGGCCUGGGGACAGGAGCCAUGGUGGCCCGUUCCAGCGACUUGCCGUACUUGAUUGUGGGCGUCGUGCUGGGCUCCAUUGUGCUCCUCAUUGUGGCCUUCAUCCCCUUUUGCCUUUGGAGAGCCUGGUCCAAGCAGAAGCAAACCAUCGACAUGGGCUUCCCGGGAGCUGGGCUGCUGGUAUCAUCCUACCAGUACACCAUGGUGCCCCUGAGGGCCAUCUCUGCUCCUCGUGCCAACGGCCACCCCUACGUCAACGGGCAGCCCUACGCCAAUGGGGCGCAUCUGAACGGCAUCUGCCCCUCUGCUGGGGUGGGCUAUGCGAGCACCAAGCCCCGAGACUACAGCCCAGAUAUGCAGCAGUCACACGAGGAGACCAACGCCUUGCUGCAGGCACGAGUGCUGCAAAACGGGAGCGCCCAACGAGACUACCAACCCUCCAGAUUGCCCAGUUCCAGACCAGAAGACAGCUCUUUCCUCUACAGCCUCCCAGAUGACUCCACUCACCAACUUCUCCAGCCACAAGACGACUGUCCUCACCUUCAAGAGCACUUCAUUGGCCUGCAUCAUCCAGUGAUGGGCAGCAAAGUUGGAGGCCCUAGUUUGGACGCUCGGCGGGAUCCGCUGUUCCACCAAGGAAGCCCUUGCUGCCUAGGCCUAGUGCCAGUUGAAGAGGUAGAAAGACUAGACUGCUGCCAGUCCAGAGGAGACCUCCACCCCCAGAAUCCAGUCAUCACAUCCUUGAGUCAGGACCUACCAGGACAUCUGAACAGCAGCCCGCCACCACUGAGGCCCUUAGAGACUCAUUCUCCUACCAGUUAGGGACCAAGCUGCCUUUUGCAAAGACUUAUUCUAAAGAGAAAAAGAGAAUGGGUAUUUAUUUUUGUAUAACACCCCUAUUUAUAUAUUUAUGCACUUGUAUAUAGAUGUAUAUGUGCCUUUUAUAAUGCUACGGAGACAGAAGGUAUCCUCAGCAAGGCAACGGGAGGGCUGAAGGAACAAGGCCGCAACUAUCCGUGGCACGGGGCUGUUGGUCAGAGCACAAGACUGAACCAGCAGCACGAGACAUCGCAAGACACGGGGCCAAACAGAGCUGCCACCACCGAGAUCUAGCAUCCUCUUGCAGUGAGGGCUUCACGCAAGAUAACGCUACCAGGAAGGUCUUUUCUCCUCGCCCACAGGAAGGCAUGUCCCGGGAACACGCUCCUGAGGGUGGCCUGGAGUUACGCACUCUGCCUAAUCAACUUAAACAACCCUUCACAUAGACGCCAUCUGUAAAGACAAACCCACGCUUUAACACCUAAAAUAAAGGCUUAAGUCUUUUCUGGG